CUGCCAUGUAUAUAACAGGCAUCCCCUCACCUUUGGUGUUGGAUUUUUCCUCUUUCCACAUCAUAGCGAGAAGUUAACAUUAACGAUACCAUAUACCGAUUGAAGAUGGCACCGCUUCCGCGAAAGGCUUUGCUUGCAAUAACCAGUGCGCACCCGCCGUUCUGGCCGGACGGGAAGAGGACAGGGCUCUUUUUCUCUGAGGCCCUUCACCCGUUCAACGAACUUACUGCGGCGGGCUUCGAAGUUGACGUUGCGUCCGAGACGGGAACAUUUGGAUGGGAUGAGCAUUCUCUCACCCAAGAAUAUCUAUCCAAAGAGGACGAAAAAGUCUUGCACUCUGAGCACAAUCACUUUAUGGAGAAGAUGAACAAGCAGGUGUUCAAGGCCGGUGAUUUAGCGCCACACGAUUACGGACUGAUGUUUGUAUGUGGAGGGCACGGGGCAUUAUAUGAUUUCCCGCAUGCCAAACAUCUUCAAAAUAUUGCGCAAGACAUCUACAAACGCGGUGGGGUCAUUGGUGCAGUGUGUCACGGUCCAGCUAUGCUACCAGGAAUCCAUGACGAGAAUGGCGACUCGGUCAUUAAGGACAAGACUGUCACUGGGUUCACAACAAAAGGCGAGAUCAUGAUUAAGGUCAUCGAUAAGAUGCGGGAAGAUCAUCUCCAUACUAUCGCCGAUAUGGCUCAGACCGCCAACGCCGAAUAUGUUCCUCCCGAAGACCCCUGGGACGACUUCUGCAAAGUCGACGGCAGGAUCGUCACGGGUGCAAACCCGCAGAGCGCAACAAAUACGGCUAGGGAUACGAUCAAAGUGUACGAAGGCAUUGUUAACGAAUAAAUAUCCGUGGAUCUGUUUGGCGUGACUCAAGCACGAUCGUCAUUUCGAACCGGCUUUUACAAACAUUGCGUUAUUUUGCUACUCCAUGUCAGUGGAGCACGAAGAUCGGCAGCUCUGUGCGAAAAUCACCACGGAGAGAGCAUUCCACUCAUUCAAUGAAGUUUGAGAAGUGAUUUACAGCCCAUUUGUGUAUGUAUGUACUUACAUUAUCAAAUAAGCAAAUCAAACACGAUGGCUAGUAUCUUGUA
Coccidioides posadasii C735 delta SOWgp is the source of this 1085-nucleotide messenger RNA. RefSeq lists its product as uncharacterized. NCBI's taxonomy places the organism in Eukaryota, Fungi, Ascomycota, Eurotiomycetes, Onygenales, Onygenaceae. The record is from RefSeq and is a predicted model, not a curated record. Gene Ontology annotation, molecular function: glyoxalase III activity. Gene Ontology annotation, cellular component: cytoplasm.